GUCUUCAAGGCAUUUAAUCGGGGUGUUACUGUAGUUAGCAUGAAUUAGCAGAUGUAGCUAGUCAAAGGAUGAAAAAUGAAUGUUGUAUGGACUGCAACAUCUCAAUCAGUUCCUUCACAUCUGAAAUUUUCGAAAUACCAUUGGUCCUCUUUCAUUCUCAAAAGAAAAGAUCUCACGAGAACACUUUCAGUCCAGAAAGACCGGUAUAUGUAUACAACUUUGGAAAUUAAAUCAAGGUUCAGGUUAUUGAUAAGAAGAACGUUGAAUUUGGAUCGAGGAAGAGGUCACGUUUUUUUGACGUUUUUAGAAAUAAAUAGAAAUUAAACUAUUAACAGUAUUUGCCUCUUUUACUUUGCAGAAUAUGUCAAAAAGAAAGUAUGUUUUCCUGACACGUUGUCUACUUGUGCUUACUUUGAGCCAAGUAAUCCACGGGGAGGAUAAUCGAGGCUCAGCAAUGUUCGAAGUUAUUCACAACCCACAUAUGGAGCUGACGAGCAUGUUUCAUAAAUCGUUUCACCAAUGUAGUAAAAGUAAUCCGUGCAAUUUUGUGGUGAAGGAUAUGACAACAAACAAGUAUGAAACACACAAUAAGGAAGGAGAUAUAACUCAAGACCGGAGAAAGCUGAUAAUAUGGAAAAGAAAAAGAAAGUAUUCAUGUCUUGAUUGGCGAUACGACUCUGCAAUGAUUAAUGGGAUAUACAGAAUAUCAGAUGAUGAUGGAGUUGAAUUCAAAGUUUACUGCGAUUUCACAUCAGAGCCAAACUCAGUAUGGACCCUGAUCGAAUCGUUCUCUUUAGGAAAAAACGAAUUGUUCAAAAACAAGCCAUUCAAAAUUGAUUUUCCGUACUUGAAAGAUUCUCCAAACUGGAACAAUUACAGACUCAGCAAGACAAGGAUCGAGAAAAUCAAGUCAAGAUCAACCCACUGGAGGGCAACAUGCAGCUUCGAUGUUUUUGGUGUUGAUUAUCAAGAUUACUUCAGAUUCAAACUUUCUGCAUUUGAUCCACUUUGCUGUUACAUAAGUAAAGCUCCUAUACAUGUAGAACUUGUAAACGUUAGAGGGUACAGCGCUACGGAGCAAUUAGUUGAUUUUUGGCAACGUGAAAACGAACAUCUUCACCUUGAUUCCUACUAUAAUGUUAACUUUCAGCAAGCAAGGAACGGAUCUAUAUAUAGCGAAGAUAAUUUUGGACGCUAUUUAUACCAAAAUGAAGCAUUUAGGUGCACUACCAAUACCAGCAGCACCACUCAACAUUGGAUUGGAAUAAACUACCCUUGAUUCAAAAUUUAGACAGGGGCCCCCAUGUCGACAUAAUUAAACAACAACCGUGUGAAUGGUGUUAACAUAAGAAGUAAGUAAACUGUUUAAGAUUCCCUGCGUUGUUUCACAACACGAUAUGCUAAAUAUUCUAUUAUGUCCAAAGUUGAUGCCCAGAUAUGUGCGGCUUUCCCGUCCUGGCAGAAGCAAACAACCCUUCUUAUGCUCUUGGCAUCAUUUUCCCUUAGGAAACCAAAAUUUGUAGCUAUUUAAACAUAGCCCAUCAGACGACUUUGCUGUAUUGUAGAGAUAAAAAUUACUUUUGCUCUCUAUAAAGUAGAGGUGCUUCUUUCAACUGUAGCUACUCUACAUAUCAAGGUGGGCAUUCAAGAAGUAUUGCAGCAGCAUAUUGCUCAGAAAUAUUUUCAAAUAAGAAUUCAGUGAUAGCCUUGUUUUUCCAAAGAAAUGUUUCUACCUUUUCUCUCUUCGCAUUCAAUUUCAUUCCUUAACACAGCUUGUUCUUUGUUAGCUUUAUCUGAAAAUCUAACGAUCUGUGCAAGCUGAGAGGAAGCACACACUUUCUUUACCAGUCAUAUAGAAUAAAAGAAAGCAACAAUUUAAAGGUAGCAAUCAGCUGCUGUGUUAUUUUUGUGCAUGAGCGAAUGAGCGAGACCUGGGGCGUAGGGUGCACAAUUGCUAAUUUCUUUAAUCUGCCAUAAGACUGUUCUAAAGUAAUGUAAUAAUGGCUACCGAUGUGAUAGAAGUAAAAUUCAUUUGUUCAAAAAUUGUAUUUUGACAAUCUGUCAUAAAUUCUUGCCGAAAAAAAUCUAACUAGUUUAGAAAAUUUAGGGCCUAUCUAAAAGGGGGGCUAGGGAGAAGGUCCAAAGUGCCCUGUGAAUAAUGCGACACUGGUUUCAAUAGAUGAAUCCAUUUGAUUGGAGACUUCAAAUUAUUGAUAUAUUCCUUCGUAUCAAAUAGUAUAAAACUUCCAAGCUAAGCAAUUAUCACAAGCUCUUCGGCACUGUUGCACUAGAUUUUUACAUUUUGUUGCAGUAUGUAAGAAACUCACGUAAAUACUUUACUUUGAGUUUAAGCUACAUUUGGUUAUUUUUAAUGUAUGUUUCACCUUUUUUUAUUGCCUUUUUUAUUACAUUAUUUUUUUCACUUGAAUGAUUAUAGUACACUACAAGCGCAGAGAGUUAAUGAAUGCACCUUUUGGAUAGACGUGUUAAGCUGCUUAUUGAAUAUUUUACUGUGCCAUGAUAAAAAUUAAUAUUAGUAAGGAUGUAAUUUCUCUUUGUCAACCUAUAUCCUUCUUAUAGCAUGAAUUUUUCAAUUUAGAUAUCAGUUGCUAAAAGGCUUAUUAGCCCCCUUACUUAUUCUGCAUCUGCCACAAUAACUCUUUACGCCACUGAAACUUUUUUAAUACAAGCGAUAGCUUAGCUGGUAGUUUUCUAAUAAUUCAUUGUUACAUAACUUUAUUCAAAGAUGCUUAAGAUUACAAAGUCAUUAACAGCAUCAUAAGCAAGUUUUAUAUGCCCAUGGGUGGAUCCAUAGUCAAAUGAGACUGAUUUUCAAAGAAGAACAUAACAACGUACAUGGACUGGAUCAGAGGGUGUGGUCGCAAAAAUGACUUUCUUUAAAUUGUGUAAACAACAUGGGCAUUUUUGUAUAAGAACAUCUUGAUAAAAGUUUUAGCAGUUUCUUAAAAUAAAAACUUUAACCAUGAAUUUGCAGUAAAAAGAUUAGAGUUUAGGUACGUAUCAUGUUUUGCAAAUAGAAGAACAAACAUUUCUACAGAAGUGAUGUUUGACUGUUAGCUCUAAAUAAUUAUCGAAAAUCCUAACAAAGAUAUUUAGAUAGUAAAAUUGGUAAGAGAGUGCUUUUAACGUGAAGUCUUGGUUAUUUAAACGCUUUAAUAAAUAGAUUAUUUAAUUGGCAAGCUAGUGUUCUGAUGGCUAAGGUCUUUUUCCAACUUGAUUAAGUUUAGGAAAAUAAUCGAAGGAGAGAAAAGCUAAGUUAGGGUCUCAUUGACAAGGUUUUUCUACCCACAAUCUGGCAUACUGGUAAUCUCACAGGGCCAUGCUAACAUUUGCAUGGCCCAGGGCCUUGGCAUAGACGGGGCUUCCCUAACAGCAAGAGUGGAAGUCCAAAUAUUAUAUUUGUUAAAACUGAGAAAAAAGAAAUUUCAACAGUUCUGAAAAAUUAAAUGAAAGAUGAUAACUUUACCCACAAAAAGUUCAAUAAAUAAGUCGAAUAAAUACAUUGAUCAUUAAAUAUAGGAAAAUUAAAGCUUUCUGCUUAGUUUUUAUAUUUACGUCCUUAAUCAUAGGAAUACUUCCCGAUUUACUUACAACCCGAGGCAGCUCAAAGGAGAAUGCACCCUGAUGUGAUGUGAAAACACAUGGAGAAUGCACCCUGACAUUGAGAAGUUCAGACGAUAAACACCACAAUUCAGUGAAUAUAAUUAGUAUAUACCAAAUUCAAUUGGAUGAAAACAUGUUUAUCACAACAUAAUAAACUACCAAAACAAAAAGUCGCGAUGACAAAACAGAAGUUAUAAAUGAUACUAUAAUCGAGUUCAUAUUAGAUUCUUGAAAAACUCCACAAUGAAAUUUU
This is a messenger RNA of Rhopilema esculentum, 3877 nucleotides long. The record is from RefSeq and is a predicted model, not a curated record. NCBI's taxonomy places the organism in Eukaryota, Metazoa, Cnidaria, Scyphozoa, Rhizostomeae, Rhizostomatidae.